Messenger RNA from Myiozetetes cayanensis, 8780 nucleotides. RefSeq names its product DExH-box helicase 57 (gene DHX57). Gene Ontology annotation, molecular function: protein binding; metal ion binding; RNA binding. Gene Ontology annotation, cellular component: intracellular anatomical structure. The record is from RefSeq and is a predicted model, not a curated record. Bases 62 to 4195 code for a protein of 1377 amino acids. The transcript is spliced from 24 exons. Lineage: Eukaryota; Metazoa; Chordata; Aves; Passeriformes; Tyrannidae.
CGGGUCAGGGAUCGCUGCGGGGCCGGUGCCGGUGCCGGUGCCGGGCGGGGAGCAAGAGAACAUGAGUUCGGCAGGAAGGAAAAGAGGAAAGCCCAACAGAGGAGGAGGAAGAGGGAGAGGAGGAGGAGGAAGAGGAGGCAGUGGAAGAGGAGGAGGCAGCGGAAGAGGAGGAGGCAGCAGUGGCCGUUCAAACAAGCCUCAGCUCGGUGGGAAUAGGAAAUGUUCAGCCAAAAUUUGGGACGAUGGAGAUGAUUUUUGUCUCUUUGAGGAACCAAGGCUAGAAUCCAGAUCAAGUGCCCCUGCCAGAAGAGGAGGGCAAAUAAAACAGAGACCCGAAGCAAGAAUGCCUCUGCAGACCAUACACAUGACAUCAGAGAAUCAGAGAAGAGUGAAAGAACUUCUUCAAGAGCUUCAAGGGCAGGAGCUGGCUCCUGAAUCAGAUGUAGCUGGUGAAGAUGAUGACGAACCUGAUUACCUCGAUGAUGAACAGUGCUGGUCAACAGAACAGGAACUUUCUGAAGUGAUACCAAGGUUGUCUGCUGAGCCAGCUGAGCACAGAAUUGUAGAAAAUGAAGUGUCUCCAUUUGCUGUGCACAAACUCUCCAGGUAUGGUUUUGACUGUGAGCGUUGUAGGACAGUGCUGAGAUCCUGCAAUGGUAAUAUUGGGGCAUCGUUGGAGUAUUUGCUAUUGCAGUGCUUUACCGAAAGAUAUGGAGAGAAGAUGCAGGUUUCUGCAGCAGCUGCUGAAGCCAGUCAAGAAGAAUGUUUAGAACAGAGACAAGAAGAAGCUUUUGCCCUCCGGUCAAUCUAUGGAGAGAAAUUUGUCGAAAGAAUUAAAAAUCACGUUUGGACUUUUAGUUUGGAAUUGGAGUACCUAGCAAACAGACUCAGCAAAUCUAAGCAAAAGGGUGGUUGUACUAGGGACACAGCAAAACAGACUUCAAAGGAAAUAUGUAAAUUUUAUCUCCAAGGAGGCUGCAGGUUUGGUUCAAAAUGCAGAUUUGCACAUGAAUUCCCUCCAAACCAUCCACUAAAACCAUCCAAGAACUCUGUAGACGAUGCUCAUCUCAGGCAUAAUGAUGGUCCCAUAUAUGAACUUGAAGUAAGAUUUCCUGAAGACAACAAAUAUCCACUUCAAGCACCUCUUGUGGCAUUUUAUUCCACUGAUGAGAAUCUGCCUCUUGCUUGUCGUUUACACAUUGCUGAAUUCCUCUUUGGAAAGGCCUUGGUAGCUGCAGAGUCUCAUGAACCAGUUGUAUAUACCUUAGUGACUUGCUUAGAAGAUGAACAUGAAAUAAGUGAGUUACUUGGCAAUACUCAGCACAAGUACAGUGUUCCUCCUGUGUCCCUGCUGGCAACACCUCCUGUAAAGCUACAGACAGAGAGUACACCUGGUUCAAAUCAGCUCUCUGAAGCCUCAACAGUGUCAGAGCCUCAAGAAGAGGAGGCAGUGGCAGAAGAGGAGGAGGAGGAGGAGGAGGAGGAAGAGCCUGAACAAGUUGUUGUGGAGAACGAGAGUUACGUGAACCUCAAGAAAAAGCUUUCCAAAAAGUAUGAUGUGCAGGCGAAGUCUCUGUAUAACGAAAAUGUCAAACUCUGCGCGCGGUUUCGGCAGAGAAAGUCUUCUAGGCACUUCCAGUCCAUGCUGUAUGAAAGACAGAAGCUCCCUGCAUGGCAAGAGAGAGAAAACAUUCUGGAUUUGCUGAAGAGCCACCAAGUUCUUGUUGUGAGUGGCAUGACAGGAUGUGGCAAAACCACUCAGAUCCCUCAGUUCAUUUUGGAUGCUUCGUUGCAAGGAUCUCCAGGCGGAGUUGCAAACAUCAUCUGCACUCAGCCUCGCAGGAUCUCUGCCAUUUCUGUGGCUGAACGUGUAGCCAAAGAAAGAACAGAAAGGAUUGGACUCACUGUUGGAUAUCAGAUCCGUCUAGAAAGUGUAAAGUCCUCAGCUACCAGACUCUUGUACUGCACUACUGGUGUGCUGUUGAGAAGGCUGGAAGGAGAUCUGACUUUGCAGGGAAUCACACAUGUUAUUGUUGAUGAAGUUCACGAAAGAACAGAAGAAAGUGACUUCUUGCUGCUGGUUUUGAAGGAUAUAAUGGUUCAGAGGCCAGACCUGCGCAUUAUACUCAUGAGUGCCACCCUGAAUGCAGAGCUUUUUUCUCAAUACUUUCACUCCUGUCCAAUUAUUAACAUACCAGGUCGAACAUUUCCUGUGGACCAAUUUUUUCUGGAGGAUGUGAUUGCAAUGACAAGAUAUGUUUUAGAGGACUGUAGUCCCUACAGGCGGAAGGCAAAGCAAGAAAACAAACAGAAUGCGAGACACAAAAGAACUGCAUUUGAAGAAGUAGAGGAGGACCUGAGACGUGCUGGCCUUCUGGAAGGCACAGACACCGUUGUCAGAGAUUCAGACCCAGACCAAAAAUUAACUCUGAAGCAGCUCCUUACACGAUAUAAAGGGGUUAACAAGGCAGUGUUGAAAACAAUGUCUCUCAUGGACUUGGACAAAGUUAAUCUGGAAUUAAUUGAAGCCUUGCUGGAAUGGAUAGUUGCCGGCAGACAUUCAUACCCACCAGGUGCUGUUUUGAUAUUUUUGCCUGGUCUAGCAGAAAUCAAGAUGCUUUAUGAGCAGCUUCAGUCUAAUGCUCUCUUUAAUAACAGACACAGCAAGAGGUGUGUUGUUUAUCCACUUCACUCUUCACUGUCUAGUGAAGAACAGCAAUCUGUGUUCCUCAGGCCUCCUGCAGGGGUUACCAAAAUCAUCAUCUCUACAAACAUUGCAGAAACAUCUGUCACCAUUGAUGAUGUGGUCUAUGUGAUUGAUUCUGGAAAAAUGAAAGAGAAAAGAUAUGACCCAGGCAAAGGAAUGGAAAGUCUGGAAGAUACAUUUGUGUCUAAGGCCAAUGCCCUGCAGAGGAAAGGGCGAGCAGGCCGUGUAGCCUCGGGCGUCUGCUUUCAUCUUUUCAGCAGCCACCACUACAACCAUCAGCUUGUAAAACAACAGUUACCAGAAAUACAAAGAGUGCCCUUGGAGCAGCUCUGUCUGAGAAUUAAGAUCCUGGAGAUGUUUUCUGCACAGAGUCUUCACUCUGUCUUGUCACGACUAAUCGAGCCCCCUAGAACCGAGUCUCUGCAAGCCUCAAAGGUGCGGCUGCAAGCCUUGGGAGCAUUAACUCCUGAUGAAAAGCUCACCCCUCUGGGAUAUCACUUAGCUUCACUGCCUGUCGAUGUCAGGAUUGGGAAGCUGAUGCUGUUUGGCACCAUCUUCCGCUGCCUGGAUCCUGCGCUAACGAUCGCAGCCAGCCUGGCCUUUAAGUCCCCUUUUGUGUCACCAUGGGAUAAAAGGGAAGAAGCAAACAAAAAGAAGUUGGAGUUUGCAGUAGGAAACAGCGACUACCUGGCUCUUCUCCAGGCCUACAAGGGAUGGCGUUUAAGCAUCAAAGAGGGCUCUCAAGCCAGCUACAACUACUGCAGGGAGAACUUCUUGUCGGGAAGAGUUCUUCAGGAAAUUGCCAGUCUGAAGCGGCAGUUUGCAGAGCUGCUUUCUGACAUUGGGUUUGUGAAGGAGGGGUUAAGAGCCAGGGACAUUGAGAAGAAGUGGUCCCAAGGAGGCGAUGGUGUGUUGGAUGCCACAGGAGAAGAGGCAAAUUCGAAUGCAGAGAACAUCAAGCUGAUCUCAGCUAUGUUGUGUGCUGCUCUGUAUCCCAACGUUGUGCAGGUGAAAAAGCCAGAGGGUAAAUACCAGAAGACCAGUACAGGAGCAGUCAAAAUGCAACCAAAAGCAGAAGAGCUGAAGUUUGUUACCAAAAAUGAUGGUUAUGUUCACAUUCAUCCUUCAUCUGUGAAUUAUCAGACCAGGCACUUUGAGAGCCCCUACCUGGUGUACCACGAGAAGAUCAAGACGAGCCGCGUGUUCAUCCGGGACUGCAGCAUGGUGUCCGUGUACCCGCUGGUGCUGCUCGGGGGCGGGCAGGUGCACAUGCAGCUGCAGAAGGGGGAGUUUGUCAUUUCCCUCGAUGACGGGUGGAUACGGUUCGUGGCUGCUUCUCACCAGGUGGCUGAGCUGGUGAAAGAGCUGCGCUGUGAACUAGACCAGCUGCUGCAGGAUAAAAUCAAGAAUCCCAGCAUGGAUCUGUGCAUGUGCCCCCGUGGAUCUCGGAUCAUCGGGAUGAUUGUAAAGCUUGUGACCACACAGUGACAUCAGAACAGCCUUCUCUGAAGCCUGUUACAGGCCAAGUAACAUCCGUGUCUUAUUUGUUGGUCCAAAACAUGGCUUUAAUCUCUGAAAGAACAGGUUGGCAACUGUACUGUUGACGGUUUUUUCUUUUAUUUUCCUCUUUGUUUGCUCGCUUGUUGGAAGGUGGCUUACAGUACACUCUGGGAAAUGGGAAAACAGCAAAUCUCCCAGGAGGAGGAGAAACCUCCAAGUAAGAAAGUGGCUUUUCCUGGCGCUGUACCCAGUAGUGUUUUCUGGUCACAAAAAUACCUGCUAUCCAGCUUUUUAUGUUUCUUUUAAUGUCUGGAGGCAACACAUGACAUAAUAAGCUACUCCCAAAUUGGUUUAAACUCACUUCUACAUUUUGACCACGACUUUACUGAGGCAGUCAGUUUGGGCUGACCAGGGUUCAUUUGCUUAUGGUUCAACCCAAAGCCAUCAUACAAAUGAGCACCUUUUGAUUCACAUCAGGAAGUUCUGAAAUUUAGACAGUGUCUUCUGAUGAGAGACUGCAGUGGAUCAGUUGGAGUGCAGUGUUGGAUCAGUGCAAGCUGUUCUGGUGACGGUAAAAUGCAGGAGACUGUGGACAUUUUCCCUGAAAGGCUGUUCCAGCCUCUCCUCCACAGGGAAGAACUAAAACAACUGUGAAGGGACUGGAUGGAUGACACUGCUAAUUGUUGACCUGCUCUGGUAUGUGGUGGUCCUCCUGCCACCCUCCACAGCUGGAAAAACAUCACACUUUUGGAAACUUUUAUCCAAACUCACACUGCUAGUGUGGCAAAAUGCUGCAGUAAUAACGCACUGUUAUUUCUUCCCCUUAGCAUUGCUGCAGCCAAGCUGCUCAAUGUUCUUCUAGCAACUGCAAAUAAUAGCAAGUGCCUUAAGUGCCAGGACUGGGCUGUCAUCUCUAAUAGUAAAACCAGAGUGAGCAGUCUCUACCACCAGCCCUACCCAGCAGUAACCCUCGGGACGAGGAAGGAGCUGAGGGAGGCACAUUGUUUGGGGAAUAGUUUGAUGUUUUGAAAAAACAGACUUGAGUGUUUGUAGAAGCAGUUUCACACCGACACUCCCGUCCCAGGAGGAAGAUGACAGCAAUGCCAAGACCAACAUCCCUGUGCAGCAGAGUGGCCUCUGCAGCUGAACUGCUGCUGCUGCACUUCAGCCUCAGCCAGCUAAGCAUUCUAAUGGGCCACUCCCUCCUCCACAUCCCAUCUCCAUGACCUGGCAGUGGGAGAGGGGAGUGAAGCAGAUACGAGAAAAUUCAUGGGCUGAGAUACAGUUUAAGAGGUAAAGCUAAAGCUGCACACAAAAGCAAAGCAAAACAAGGAAUGCAUUCGCUACCUCCUACGGGCAGGCAGGUGUUCCACCAGCUCCAGGAGCACAGCAGGAUCACGCCCAACAGUGACUUGGGAAGACAAGCACUGUCACUCUGGCCAUCUCCUUCCCCCAGCUGUAUAUGGUGAACAUUCCAUAUGGUCUGGAAUAUCCCAUUGGGCAGUUGGGGUCAGCGGUCCCAGCUGUGUCCCCUCCCAUUAGAGGAGUUUUAGUCUACAGGCUUGGGGUGGAGUCAGCUUUGCUUCAGCAGUCCAGAGAGGAAAAAUAGAGAAAAAAAAAGCUACUACCUCCUUUGAGAGCGCCAUUGCAUGGGGCAGUUUCACCACUGAUGCUGCACACUGCAGCAUAAUGACUGUGGCCGCAGCAAAGUAGUAAGUGUAGCAUCAUCGGGCAGGGAAGUCACCCUCCCCCCAAAGCCCCAGUGCACUGAAAUGUACAGACAUGGGGGAGAGGAGGGGUAAGAGAGAGGAAGAGUAUUUAUUAAGUCAUAUGUAUAGAGGCCCAUUAUCAUUCUUCUAAUUGGUGGACAGCUUACAAAGCAACAAUGAUUAAAGUUCAUCCAAAGCCCUGGGGCUGGGUGUCCAUGCACAGGGCUCCACUGCACAGCAGGGUAUCCACGCACUGCUGCCCAAACAGAAGCCACAAAGAUUGACUGUUCCUCCCACGCUGGCAAGACACAGCAAUAGGGCAGAACAUAGUAAAAGACUUUCAAGGCAAAGUUAUCUGGCACUCAGAUUUCCUCACUACUCUGAUAAUAGCCAUUAUCAGAUGCAAAGAUAAAUCACAUUAGAAAAUAUCCUGCCUUUGUUUAGCAUACUUCUGUUAAAUCUCUCAGUAACCUAUCCUUGGCCAGAUGGGGACUAUCCAUAUUCAGGCAGCUACAGUCUGGUUUCCUAAAGCAACCCCUGAUCAGGACAGAAUACCCCUUCACUGCCAAAAAUGUAACCAGGCAGAGCAGGUCAGAAAGGUGUAGCACAAGUUCUUGAUUCCCCAAAUAUACUGCUACUUAAACAUGGCCUGCAUGUUCUGCUUAUGACAUGUCAACUGUAAGAAAAACCUUAAAUUCCCUAAAAACAGGAUCUAAAUGCAUUACCUUCUGCAUCAGAACUGCCACUUUAGGUAUCACAAAGAAGCAGCACUAUUUGAAUAACCAGGACAUAAAAAAAAGAUUUCUAAAAAUAUUUAUUUCAACAGUUUACAUUCCAGAACUAUUUCAAAUACCUUCAGGUGACAACCAUCAGGACAGACCAACCAGCAUUCACACGUUCCUUGGUUUUUCCAAUCUGUUAAUGUUCUUCACAGACAUUUCUGUAAGUCAAAUUACUCAGCAUGUUAACACCCCCACACAGGUUUUCUGCUUCACCGAGCUCUGAGGUGGUACAAGAAAUACCACAAGGAUCCAGAUCAACCAGCAGGAAUGACAGCUCGUACUGGUAACUCUAAACUGGUGCCAGGCAGGGAUGAAGGCACACACCUGCAGCACGGCCACUGCACCACACCCCACUCACAAGUGACUGUCACUUCCUGCCUUCUACUUUUCACCUCACGGGCACCCCGACCCGCUUCCCCAGCCACAUACGAACAGAAACAGCAGGGUUACCACAGUCUAUUUCUUAGUUAGAAAUGCACAGUUUAUUUCAAUGCAACAAUAAAAAAAACCAAAAAAAAAACCAAAAAAAAAACCAGCCCAACAUUUCCAGAUCACAUAACAUGAACAUAACAGGAGUUUUGUAUUAGUCUGCUAGUAAGAUUUUUUAAAAGAUAUAUUUUUCAUGCCAAUUGUUAGUCAACAGAAACAGCCUUCUAGGACUAAGCCCUUACAUCACAAAAUCCCUUACAAUGUAAACAAAAUAAAUUUUUUCUUAAACUUCUGAAAUUUGAAUCCAUUCUGUCAGGACUUUCAUUCCUUCAAGGGCUUCCUGAUGGUGAGUGACUGAAAGAGAACGAAAAAGAUUAAAAACCACUCCUACAGCAAAACCAACAAGAACCUUCCAUGCUACCUCAGGCUUCUGCUGCUCUGUCCCAGCUCUGUUUUCAUUUACAGUUCACAAAUAACGAGGGAAGUGUUGUAUUUUGCAUUUUUUGUAUAAAAAACUGCUUUAAGCUUAUGAGAUCAGCUGCAGGUGAGACUGCUCAGAAAUCUCAACUCCAGCACAUACUUCUCUGGUUACACAGAAAAACUUACUUCGUGGUGCAUUGCACAACUUGGCAGCUGUGCAGUUGAGCCAGCAGGAGUCACCAGCAGGAAUUUAAUCCUACAACGUGUUUCAUGGUUUGCUCCACACCUUGCAUUACUCACUUCUUCCCCAGAUUCUAAAUUCCUCAAGAACUUAGGGAUACUUGAUUCUCAUUUGCCCACACUUUCUGUUGUCCUUUAACAUUGCAUUGAAGUAGAUUCCCUUAAAAUUAUUAUCAUGACAUCCUGACUACCAGCAGCAGGAAGUGCCCGUAACAAUUCAUUUUGCAUAGUUCACACGUUUAGAAAAGUAAAAAAAACUAAGCUUUUAUCCUUGCCCAAGUUAACUUCCAUAGGAACCACUCCAACUUUAGUGCUAUUUAACCAUCUGGCACUCAAGUUUUCAAGAUAUUCCUACCUUCUCUUUGGAGAUGGAGAUCUGGACUUUGAGCGACUGUUAAAAAACAAACAGACAAAACAAUUACCACUGUACACUCAGACAGUCUCUGUAACCACUUCUGACCAUUUAAACCCAGAACAGUUUGGUGUUUUUUAAAUGCAUUAAGACAUCAUUCACACUGCCAACAGCAAGUGUACCCAAUUACUUUAAGCAAGAAGCUGCAGGCGAAAAGGAAAAAUGCUGAAAACUGGAGCCCUUGGGAAAAGAGCUUCAAACCAGCUACAAAGUCAUCACGGUAACCCUGCAAAGCAGGAACAAUGAAUUGACGAGUUAGGAAGAGGGAGAACAAUAGUCAGUUGAGAACAAAGGUAGGAAAAGAUAUGCUCCAAAUCCUGUCACAAAUACAAUGUUUGUCACAAUGUUGAGUGAAACAAAAACCUGUAAGCACACUCAUUCUGAAUUGCCUACUGUCCCACAAAAUCAUCUAUUUAAAAAAUACAUUAUAAUAAUAUAUGAAAAACGUUUUUGAAAUCAGCUAUUAAAAGAACAACAAAAAACCACAACACAACAGAAAACCCUCUUCCGCAUGCAACUGAAAUAUUGCUCCAAACAGAUUUUGAACCAUGAGGAAAAAAAACACAAAACAAAAAAACACA